Messenger RNA from Colias croceus (clouded yellow), 513 nucleotides. RefSeq names its product NPC intracellular cholesterol transporter 2-like. Bases 1 to 513 code for a protein of 170 amino acids. Gene Ontology annotation, biological process: sterol transport. Gene Ontology annotation, molecular function: sterol binding. The record is from RefSeq and is a predicted model, not a curated record. Lineage: Eukaryota; Metazoa; Arthropoda; Insecta; Lepidoptera; Pieridae. The transcript has 4 exons.
AUGUUCAAGUACAUCGCUCUCUUCGCCUUCGUGGCUGUGGCCCAGGCUUCCACCAAUGUGCACACAUGCCGAGUGUUUACGGGCGCGCUCCCGUCAGCCACCACUAUCGAGGGGUGCCGCAACCCACCGUGUGACCUGCCUCAAGGAAGAAAUGCUGUCAUCCACAUGUCUUUCAAUGCACCCCGCAACAUAAACUCGAUGCGCACGCUGGCCACGGCGUUCCUCGGCAAUGUGGGUGUGCCGUACCCGCUCGGUAACAACGAGGUGACUUGCAACUUCAUCACCAACACGCGCUGCCCCCUCAGAGGCGGCCAGCAGGUGCACUACACGCUGCGCAUGUUCAUCGAGAGGAGCUUCCCCGUGGGCACAUCAACAACAGUAGAAUUCCGCAUUGUGGACCAACAGAACCAACCUGUGGUGUGUGUGCGUGUGCCCAUCAGGAUCACAGCGUCCCGCGAGCUCGACUAUGUGCCACAGAUUGACGAGAAUGUACAGAUUGAAGAGAGCAAUUAA